Molecule: messenger RNA, 1987 nt
Organism: Beta vulgaris subsp. vulgaris (sugar beet)
Lineage: Eukaryota; Viridiplantae; Streptophyta; Magnoliopsida; Caryophyllales; Amaranthaceae
Product: inorganic phosphate transporter 1-4
Exons: 3
Coding region: 262-1842 (526 amino acids)
Biological process (GO): transmembrane transport; phosphate ion transport
Cellular component (GO): membrane
Molecular function (GO): phosphate transmembrane transporter activity
Source: RefSeq, a predicted model, not a curated record
UCGGCUCUUUAUAUUGUCCAUCACAAAAACACAAAACAACAUUUAUAAUUAAUCACAAACAACAAAACACAAACAUUACAUUAAGAUCUUAAACACUCUUAUUUUUUGUGUUCUUUUGUUUUACUUCUUUCUGUUUCUAGUGUUUUUUUCUUUGUUUUUUAUCAGACUACUUGGGCAUUUUCAGCAACCAUAAUAUAACAAUUAUAACACAGCAGGUGAAUUAGGGGGAACAUAAAACCAAAACUAGCAUAAACAAGUGUUAUGGCUAGGGAUCAACUACAAGUCCUAAAUGCCUUAGAUGUGGCCAAGACACAAUGGUACCAUUUUACGGCUAUUGUUAUUGCAGGGAUGGGGUUUUUUACGGAUGCCUAUGAUUUAUUCUGUAUCUCCCUAGUGACAAAGCUCUUGGGACGGAUUUAUUUUCACGUGCCCGGUUCAGAAAAACCGGGCACGUUACCUCCUAGUUUCUCCUCAGCUAUCAACGGGGUAGCGUUGGUGGGGACGCUAGUUGGGCAACUCUUCUUUGGCUGGCUCGGCGACAAGUUGGGCCGAAAAAAGGUCUAUGGGCUGACACUUAUGCUUAUGUGUCUUAGCUCCUUGGGCGGGGGACUUUCCUUUGGCAAAGACCCAAAAUCUGUGAUGCUUACCCUUUGCUUUUUCCGAUUUUGGCUCGGAUUUGGGAUUGGUGGGGACUACCCACUUUCGGCCACCAUCAUGUCUGAGUAUGCUAAUAAGAAAACUCGUGGAGCGUUCAUUGCUGCGGUUUUUGCUAUGCAAGGGUUCGGAAUCCUCGGUGGAGGUAUAUUUGCAAUUUUCGUAUCGGCAGCAUUUGAUGCUAGGUUUCCAGCCCCAUCAUAUGCAGAGGACCCAAUAAGGUCUACAAUCCCUGAAGCAGACUAUGUCUGGAGGAUCAUAUUGAUGGUAGGAGCCAUUCCUGCUGCUAUGACAUACUAUUGGCGUAUGAAGAUGCCUGAGACAGCAAGGUACACCGCAUUGGUGGCUAAGAAUGCGGCGCAGGCAGCCAAUGAUAUGGGGAAGGUAUUACAACAAGAUAUCCAAGAAGAGCAACAUAAGGUGGAUAGGAUGAGGGCAGGGACUACUUGGGGUUUAUUCUCCAAAGAGUUUGCCAAGCGCCAUGGGCUACACUUAUUGGGUACUACUAGUACUUGGUUCUUACUUGACAUUGCAUUCUACAGUCAGAACCUUUUCCAAAAGGACAUUUUUAGCGCGGUGGGAUGGAUCCCACCUGCUAAAUCAAUGAACGCGAUCCAUGAGGUUUUUAAGAUUUCUCGAGCCCAAACUUUGAUCGCGCUAUGUAGUACUGUCCCUGGAUACUGGUUCACUGUUUUCCUCAUCGAUAGGAUAGGCCGGUUUACCAUUCAAAUACUAGGCUUUGCUAUGAUGACCAUUUUCAUGUUCGCCCUUGCACUCCCUUACAAUCAUUGGACUCAUCCGGACAACAGAAUUGGCUUUGUUGUCAUGUAUGCCUUAACCUUCUUCUUCGCUAACUUUGGUCCUAAUGCCACCACAUUUGUGGUUCCAGCCGAGAUCUUCCCUGCACGACUCAGAUCAACAUGUCAUGGAAUAUCUGCUGCCUCUGGUAAGGCGGGUGCCAUAAUUGGCGCAUUUGGGUUCUUGUACUUGGCUCAGAGCCCUGACCCUACAAAAACAGAUGAAGGUUACCCCCCAGGUAUUGGGGUGAAAAAAUCGCUUAUUGUUCUAGGCGUGGUCAACUUGUUAGGAUUGUUAUUCACUUUCUUGGUGCCUGAGGCAAAGGGAAGAUCUUUAGAGGAUAUGUCACAAGAAAAUGAAGAUGAUGGGCAAGAGGAAACAUCUGUGUAAGAACUAAGAAGUAAGACUUUCUCUAGUUAAGAGUUGGUUGGAUGUUUAUUGUGCUUUCUAGUUUUCCCAUCUUUCGUGCAAUACAUUGUUUUUCCUAAGUUAUGAUGAUUAGUUAAGUGGAUUGUAUGAGAAAUUAUUGUGUUCA